This is a messenger RNA of Phycodurus eques (leafy seadragon), 2897 nucleotides long. It is a transcript of the gene gan, whose product is annotated as gigaxonin. Gene Ontology annotation, molecular function: ubiquitin-protein transferase activity; cullin family protein binding. Bases 715 to 2526 code for a protein of 603 amino acids. The transcript is spliced from 13 exons. The record is from RefSeq and is a predicted model, not a curated record. Gene Ontology annotation, cellular component: Cul3-RING ubiquitin ligase complex. Lineage: Eukaryota; Metazoa; Chordata; Actinopteri; Syngnathiformes; Syngnathidae. Gene Ontology annotation, biological process: regulation of cytokinesis; protein ubiquitination; cytoskeleton organization.
AUAUGAUACUGCAAGUCGUGUGAAAUUUUGAAGCCGUACACAAACCGGAAGUACUUGUCAAAAUCAGGCGACCCUGACAAUAUGGCUACGUUCCAAUUCGCUUCAAAUCGCCCUUUGCAAACACUUUGUCGGAAUGUAAACGUUACCGCUUUCGGAAACCUUACAAUCUUUUUACUCACAUAAUUUAAACCAUAUUUGAGUUCACACCCCCCACCCGCCAAAGAAAACAUACUUUGAUGUGUCCCACAAGGGUCAAUCUAGAAUAGAACCGACAAAAUAAAACUGCAUUUGGACACCUUUCAUCUACGUAUUUCCGCCACACUGGUGGUGUGUUCAUGUACAGCGGAAAACCCUCGAUCUUAAAAAAAUAAAAUAAAUUCUUAUUACGAGGCCCGACUUGUAUUAGGAUGUUCAGCAAUGGUUUGCCUGUAUUAUAAUACUAUAUUUAUGUAAUAAAUGUUUUCAUUAUAAAAUGAAAGCCACUCAGGGUUAUGCCUUUUUAUGUAAAUCGGAUUCUGCAAUUUUCGUUGGGCAAGAAAUGCAGCACAAGCUCACGUCUAGAGUCUUCUCAAAACAGUGUGAAGCGCUGUGUCCGCUUUAAACAUUUAGUUAGGUAAUACUCACACACUGCGCCCAUUAGAAAGACUCACGCUUUUCUUCAUUUCAAGUAAACAGGAUUUAAGAGCGCACAACCAGACUUCUCUAAGUCCAAGCAUGCCAGAUUCUGCAACGAGUGAUCCUGGUUCAAGGGUAUUUGACCCUCAACAUUCCCAGAACCUCCUCAGAGUUCUUCGUACUUUCUGGCAAGAGCAAAGCUUCCAUGAUGCACUGCUGGUGGUGGACAGUGAGGAGCUUCCUGUCCAGAAAAACAUCCUGGCUGCAGCCAGCCCUUAUAUUCGGACCAAACUGAACUACAAUCCUCCAAAAGAAGAUGGAUCAACCUACAGAAUUGAACUACAGGGGGUCUCUAUGCCCAUCAUGAAACAGAUUCUGGACUACAUCUUCAGUGGUGAAAUCACUUUGAGUGAAGGGACCAUCCAGGACAUGGUGCAGGCAUCUGACCUGCUUCUCAUGACUGAGCUCAAGUUGCUGUGUUGCCAGUUCCUUGAAAGCUGCAUCACAGCAGAGAACUGUAUUGGCAUCCGUCUUUUCUCCCUCCAUUACUGCCUGCACCACGUCCACUACGCUGCCAUGGAGUACUUGCACACGCAUUUCCGUGAUGUGGCACUCACAGAGGAGUUCAGGGAGUUGCCACCUGACAGACUAUGUGAGGUGCUGUCUGAGGAGAAGCUUAACGUCGGCAAUGAAAAGCAUGUGCUGGAGGCUGUGGUGCGAUGGUUAGCCCACGACCCGGAAGCUCGCAGGGUGCACAUGAGGGAAGUGAUGUCUGCAGUGUGGUUGCAAGGCUUAGAUGUGAGCUACCUGAGAGAACAGGCCUUGGGGGAGCCGCUGAUGAGAGAGGUGAUCAGAGAGCACUGUCAGCCAGUGCUAGAAGAGAGUCAGCUGCAAGGCGAAGCACUUCUUGCUGCUUUCAAGCCUCGAGGUUACUCCGAGUGCAUUGUUGUUGUUGGCGGAGAGGAUCGUAGGACUAGGAAACCCACAGCUCUGACUCGCUGCAUGUGUCCACUCUAUGACACCAACAGACAAGCCUGGAUUGAGCUGCAGCCUAUGAGCGUUGCCCGUGUAGGCCAUGGGGUGGUCGCAGCUGAGGGAUUUCUAUUUGUGGUGGGUGGAACAGAUGAGAACAAUAUCGUCUUGAGCACUGGUGAGAAGUAUGACCCAGACUCUAAUACAUGGAGCCCUAUACCGACAAUGUUACAGACUCGUCAGAACUUUGGCGUGGUGGAGCUGGAUGGUCUGAUUUAUAUUCUUGGCGGGGAGAAUGCAGAAAGUGAACUGACCACUGUAGAGGUGUUUGACCCUCAUGUCAAUACCUGGAAGAUGCAGACCAGUAUGACCAUGAUCCGCAAGGUGGGUUGCUAUGCCUCCAUGAAUAAGAAGAUUUAUGCCAUGGGUGGGGGUUCCUAUGGGAAACUUUUCGACUCCGUUGAAUGCUUUGACCCCAAAACCCAGCAAUGGACAGGCCUCUGUCCUCUCAAGGAGAGAAGGUUUGGAUCAGUGGCAUGUGGCAUCGGUAAGGAGCUCUACGUGUUUGGUGGGGUGAGAAGUCAAGAAAACGACAACUCAGAGCAACGUCAUAUGAUGACCUGCAAGUCUGAGUUCUACCAUGAUGACAUGAGGCGGUGGAUGUUCCUAGAUGACCAAAACCUGUGUAUCCAGACGAGCUCAUCAUUUGUCUACGGUGCCGUUCCCAUUGGAGCCAGCAUCUAUGUAGUGGGAGACCUGGACACUGGUACCAAUUUCGACUACAUCCGUGAGUUCCGCCGUAGCACAGGGACCUGGCAUCGUACCAAGCCGAUGUUAGCCAGCGACCUCUCCAAAACGACCUGCGCCGCCCUGCGGAUCGCCAACUGUCGUCUGUUUCGCCUUCAGUUGAGUCAAGGCAUGUUUCGAAUCAGAGUUUGAAUUGAGGAAGACCAAACCAGCUGCUGCUGUACAUCACUCUUUCACUUUUGCACACUUGUAAUGUCCACGACUCCACCCACAUAUGACCUGGGUUUAGGGAAUUUAUAAACACUGAAGUAUUAAGUGGCUAACUAUGCUUGUUAAUCUCUGUUUUAGGGAGACUUUUUGCUGUACAUUUGCUGCGUAACUUGGUAGGAAGGAAGGUUAAACUCAGCAAUUUACAGUAAUUGUUUACUUUUUUAGGCUGAUGUUUUAUUGGUCUAUUUUAUCAUUUGCUUUGAUCAAAUGGUUUAUUUUUUUAACAAACUGUAUUUAAUCAUGGCUUUUAUUUAUUUUUACUAGUGGUCCACUGCUGGAUGAGGGAUUUGUGG